UCUAUUCGCACAUACACUGAGCAAGUGAGAGAACCACAGGCCAGGGAGAAGAGAAGUUUGCUCGGUUACUCUCGUCCCUAAGUCUCCUUCAGAGGACGUCUCUCCUUGCACAGCUAACUGUCCUUCCCGGGAGGGUCCUGAAGCGAGGGCCAUGGAGAUAGCAACCUUCCUGCAACGGGCCUUGUUCAUGUUUUCAGUGUUCCAUCUCCUCACCUACUCGACAAUCAAAGCUAACUGCAAUGGAGGUGGCAGCGGCGAAAUCUCUGAAUCAAUUGAUUGCAGUUCCACGCUACUCUUAUCAACUGAUUUCGAUGACCCUACUGAGUCACUUAUGCUAAUGCAGCCAUCAAAUACAGCACCUUUAGAAUCGGAGUCUAUGAAUAUCCCAACUUCUUCAUCUUCAUUGCUUGCAUUAAUGGAUAGCACAUCAGCUCUAGUAACGGAAGUUGCCCCUGGCUCACAAACACUAGAAUUUGGCCUCUCUCAAUCUUCUUCCUUGUCAUAUGGCAUAGCCAUGACUUCCUCAUUCCUGUUACAAGAAGCUACCUUUUCUUCUUCCCUACCAGCCCAAUCUAGCUCAUACUUUUCACCAUCUCCUCUUCCUAGUACUACUUUAAUGUCUUCUGUUUUGCCAUCGAGUUUGUUCCAGUCCCUUUCUCACUCAAUCUUGACCACACAACCAUUAUCUACCUCAUUUUUUGAGAGUCAAGCAACUCCAACUCCCACUCCCUCUCUUUCCUCUCCUCCUCUUGUUAUGACAAGCUCAGAAAAAGUGUUAGAAACUCUAUCGUCAUCAACACACGAUAUGUUUUCAUCAUCACUAUUUGUCACUGCUACAACUAGGCCACCUACUAAUACUAGUCUAGUCUCAAGUUUCUCUUCAUUAUUAACUCAAAUAUCAAUCACUCCUACACCAGCAACAAGUUCAGCUCUAGUAUCUUCUCCUCUCACUCCUACUCCAUCGAUACAGAGUAGCAGCAGUCCUACCCCCUCACAAACAGGGACGAGUCCCACUAAUGGUGGCGAUACUGGACUACUGAACCAAAUAUGGGAUUUCUUUCAGGAGAACAGAGAUGUAGCCAUUAUUGUUGUUGUUGGUGGUUGUGUUAUUAGCCUCCUCCUAUGUAUCAUAGUCGUCGUGAUAUGCUGUUGCUGCUGCUGUAGAAGAAAGAAAGACAGAUACUCAGUUGAUGAGAGGAGACUAUCUAAUGGUAAUGUAAGAGGAACACGCUUCAGACCAUCCAUAAGCUCACCGCAACACUUUUACCAUCAACACGAGCUGCACCAGCAGCAUCAAGCUAGACCAGAACCAAUAACUCGUAAAAGAAGUGAGGUCUUUGCUGAAACGGAACUAGGAGAAGUCAGCAUUGACGAUGCUCUUCAUUAUCAAGGACACAGUCAAGUGCAGCACAGUCAAUUAAUAGGAGGUGCCGGAGGAGGAGGAGAAGUUACUCAGCAAUCGCUAUCAAAACUGACCCCUUUUGAUGCUUCUCAGAUGAUACUUCAAGUUGGCGGAGGUAUAUCUGUCGAUGACGACGACGACGUCUCCCCCGUGACAAAGGAGGCAGAGGAAAGGGACGAAGUAAACGACGGAAGGGAAUCCCCUUUCAUGCAUUUGAGCGAUAACUUGUCACAGUCUCGGAAUCGAAGAUCGAACGAGCACUCGCAGGAUGUGGUGGGCGGAGAGAACAGUCAGUACUCGUACCUCGGGCUAGGAGUCAUGCAUGGGAGUGAUGUCAUGUUUACCAAUUCAAUGAUGGACGAGAGCCAAGACCCAGUCCUGCAUAGGAACCCAAUGAUUACCGUAGGUAUGGGGCAGGGCACGUCUAACGAAUCGCGGGAGGAGGCAACGGACAGGGCAAGUCAUAGAACCGAGAGUCCGUUGCUGUCGAGUUCGACAGACGAGCUGCUUGAUGCCACGCCUACUAAAGUCAGCAAAGGGCGGGGCUCAAGUUAUGCAUCUCGUGACAUUGCACUAUUGACUAGUCUAGAGAGAGGGAGGGACGGGGAAAAAACUGAACGAUCUCUUUCGGCAAGUGCCGAAGAGGGAAGAACUAAAAAGACUUCGCUCAGUUCUCUCACGUCUCUUCCUAGACCACAGAAUCCAAAGGCGACUCCUUCUCCGAGUGCGGAAUCAGAUCUUCAGGAAACUCCAGAAAAAAUAAGAAGUAAUACUGUAUCGGUACCUGUAGGCUCUUUCAACAGAGCUUCGGCAAAUAAAUCAGGUGCUUCCAGUCGACUUGGCAAACUUACAUCACUUGAGUACAUCAGAGCCAGUUUAAGAAUGAAACUAAAGCGAAUGAAAGUAGCAAAGGACAGUGAUGGCAGUCCAGAGAAUCCUAAGAAACCUUUGAAGAGUGCUCUGCGUAAGACCGGGAGCGUCAGUAGCUAUGAUUCUAGUAUAGGCGCAUCUAACACAUACACUAAUCACUAUGCAAGUGAUUUUGACGAAUCGCCACAUCACAUACCAGCAUCCGGCCCUGCUACUAGCCCCCGCUACCCCUUCCCCCCUCAGGGAGAUUUCAUGGGACCACACCCACCUUAUGGAAUGGAUCCAAUGUUACCGUACGACCCCAUGGGGCCGAGCUAUCAUCACCCUCCCCCUCACCACCCUCCACCUUUCAUGGACGGAUACAGCUAUCCAAUAAGCCCCCACCUAGCCCCAGGGAAUUACCCCCCACCAAUGCACGGGGGGAUGAUGUACGGAACAGAUCAACUCUCCCCUAUACUAUCAGUAUCACAAAUGGACUAUCACCCGACAAUGCACGUCGGGCUCCUACCUCAAUAUGGUCACCCGGGGGCCGGAAUGAGAGGAGCUGGCUACGAUAAUUACUUUCCCUCUCAACCUCCUAACUACGACGAUGAUGACGAAGAUGACGAUAUUCCAUAUCGGCAUAACGAUAUGAACGCCAAUGCCUCACAGAGGAGCGUGAGGUGGAAACUGGAUAAUGAAGAGAUUCCUCCAAGGACUCCAGUAGAUCCCGAGCAGCUCACGCCUUCUGAUGAUGAAGGGCACAAUGACAGAUAGAGAUUGAAAAGUUGAAUUGGUACUAUUAUUAUUAUUAUCAUUGUUAUUAUUUAUUUCAAUGUCUCUUUCAUUGUAUGAUUAUUAUUAGCAUUAUUAUUAUUGUUGUUGUUGUUGUUGUUAUUAUCAUUUCCAAUCAGUUUUAAAUUAUUUGUUGUAUCAUUUUAUUUCAUUUCUCAUUGACAGUACGUGUGCAAUCGUUUCUGUUU
This is a messenger RNA of Amphimedon queenslandica, 3234 nucleotides long. RefSeq lists its product as uncharacterized. The transcript is spliced from 6 exons. Lineage: Eukaryota; Metazoa; Porifera; Demospongiae; Haplosclerida; Niphatidae. The record is from RefSeq and is a predicted model, not a curated record. The coding region runs from base 152 to 3028 and encodes 958 amino acids.